Paraglomus occultum is the source of this 1215-nucleotide messenger RNA. Lineage: Eukaryota; Fungi; Glomeromycota; Glomeromycetes; Paraglomerales; Paraglomeraceae. The record is from the annotation of a GenBank genome assembly.
AUGUCUGACUAUAUUCGCAUAGGUGCCGACUAUCGAGUCAGUACACCACCUCGUUUAGUUUCAGUCUUCUUUACAAUGUUUGACGAUGAUUUGGGACGAAGUCUCCUCUACGAAGUACCCGAAGGCUCAAUAAAAUCCUUACCCAACUCCACACCGCUAAUUAACUUCUCUUCCAUAAGUGAAUAUAUAAUUCCCAAGCCGGACUUGUGUGGACAUUUAGUCUCUAUUUGUACCGGUUCAUAUAAAGUCAUGGGUGUACCGGUCCUGAUUAGAAAUAAGAAAUAUCCUCGGGGCAUUUUAAUUUUUAACCUGAGUCUUGUAUUUGAUCAUGGUGCGGAUACGUCGAGUUAUGAACCAGUCGCUAGAAAGAUUGCCCGUGUUCUGACUUCACUUGAGGUAGAGAGCGAGUUUCUUUGGAAACUGGAGACACGUUCCACUGUCUAUAACAUAAUUGAACAAUUGCUUGAAGAUCUUAAUAAUUACUGCGAAUGUCAAAUUCCAAUAAAUGAAACAAACGCCCUCAACUUGAAGUUAUUCCCGACGUAUCCCAAUCCCCAACCCGUUUAUGAUUACCAAGUGCCGAUUUGUACAGUCGAUCUCAAUACCCUGAUUGACAUGAAUUGGGACAUUACAGUAAAGAAGGUUGUAGCGCACAUAAAUGGUGUUCUUCACGUAAAGAAAAUAGCUGAAAUAGCUGAUGUUGAUUGUAAACUCGCCAGAGAAUGCAUGGAGCAUAUACUGUAUUAUGGUUGUAUUAUUAUGAUUGAUAUUUUCCAGUUUUCUAAUAUAUAUGCGAUAAGACCGGAAAUCAUGAGGAUAAUAGAAGAUGAAACAAUUCAGGCAGAAUGCAUUUCAUAUGUGACAAAACCAGGUGCGACUGCCCCACCUUUCUCAAAAAUAUUUUCUCUUUAUUGUUCACUGAAACGCGAUGUCACAAUAAAGAUGUGGGUAGAAGAGAAUAAAGUAAAUUCGCUUAACAUCGAUACGAGGCGAUUCAUUGCCUUUGGUGUCACGAAAGGCUUCCUUCAACGCAUACAUAAAUAUCCAGUGCUCCCAGCGUCUGCAGCAAGCUCAUGCAAGUUGGAUCCACAUCUAAAAAAACUAUUAAACGGUCGUCAUCAUUACGACGACAUAUGCACAUCCGAAGGAUACAGUAGAGAAAAUCUUGACAAGCUGCUUGGCGAUAUACCGCAAAUUAAAUUUAUUUGGAAAUAA